Molecule: messenger RNA, 1271 nt
Organism: Closterium sp. NIES-67
Lineage: Eukaryota; Viridiplantae; Streptophyta; Zygnematophyceae; Desmidiales; Closteriaceae
Source: the annotation of a GenBank genome assembly
CGGCUGCCUGUUCUCCAAUUUCUUGAUUGCUUCUAUGACUGCUUGCUUCGUUGGGAGUUGACGAUUAGUCCUGAGAAAUAGAGGUGAUACGCACGAGUGCGUCAUAGACGGUGACUGAAACUGCCGCUUUCAGGCGUUAGGGUUGAUGGAAAGUCUUAGCAUCUGACUACCUACUUAGUUUAGGAGAACUGUCGUUGUAGUACCGCGAAACUGACAGCAACUGUUUGCGUAGAUUAGCGUAGAAUUGUCUUGAGUUUAGCGUCCCUUAUCCUCGUUUCUUCGAGAGUCGCGAGCAUCUUCCCCAUCUCCCGGGUUUUUUAGAGUAGGCGAGCAGCGUGUGCGAUGGGGAAGAACCAGCAGUACAAGGCGGCGCAGCGAGCCAAGUCGAUGAGCCGCGGGGGUGGUGGUGGCGGCGGCGACGAGGAGAGCAAUGAUGGAAUGAUUGAUGGAUCUUUCCAUUCUCCAGCGUGGCAUGCUGCACGGCUCGCCGCCUUGCAGACGACCAACACGCUGACCUGGGAGGAGUGGAAGGCUCAGCGGAAGGAGGAGGCGCGGAAGGCGCAGGAGAUGGAGGGCUUCGAGGAGCAGCGCAUGAAGGAGUACCGCGCGCAGCUCGACAGCGAGCGCGAGGCCCGCCUCUCGCGCGGACGCAACCACGCCGAUAAACGCGGGAAGCUGAAGAAGAGCAAGGACAAGGAUAAGAGCAAGAAGAAGAAGAAGGGCAAACGCAAAAAGGGUGAUUCUGAAAGCGACUCGAGCAACUCAAGCAGCGACGAUGAGGGAGACAAGGACAAGAAGAAGAAAAAGAAGAAAUCAAAGAAGGACGCAGAUGCGCUCAGCAGUGCGAGUGAGGAGGCAGGUCCGGUGCGCCUCUCAUCCUUCCUGGAGAAGGGAGACGAUGACCUCCCUGGGUCUGACGAUGAGGGUGAUUUGCAGCUGCCCCCAGCAGCAGCCAAAAGCGGUGAUUUAUCGAGCUUGUUGGCCGAAGCCAAGAGAAGAGCGGAGAUUGGGGCUCACAUGGUGGCUGAAGUCAAGAAGGCAGAGAUGAUCCGGCCUGCCUGAUACCUCCUCUUGAUUAGCCUUCCUCACCCAUCUCACACUCUUCAGCACACUGCCAAUGGUAGGGUGAGUUUGACUUGCUUAUGAUAGUCAAAGCUACAGCAUCAGCUUCUGUGGCUCUAGGCUGUGAAGUGUGCUGUUGCAAUAACUUUAUUUCAAAUUAGCUUGACACAAUAGGAGCAAGCUGCUCCAUGCAGCUAGGUUAGCUUGUU